AUGACUGGACCAAAGAAAAAGGGAAAGGACUCUGAUCCUUAUUCUGGAAGUUUUAAGGAUGAUAGUUCGCCAGAUUCACCAUUUAAUGAUAGGUUUGUGUUUGAACAGGGAAAUCAAUUUGCUUCGAACUUGGAUGGAACCAUUGAUAAUGAAGCAGAUGGUUCUAAAACUAAACUGAAAGGUAGACAAGGUUCUAUAUUGAAGAAUGGAUCAACGUCAUCGCCCUCAAAGAUUGGUAAGAAAAAGAACCAGCAGCUAACGUUUGGAGACACUGGGAAAACUUCUGAUUUGAAGAAUGAGGAAUUUGAAGAGAUCAGUUUUGAGACCACGGGAGCGGACGACCAAAGAUCAUAUGUAAAUACGCCAAUCAUCAAUCAAGGUAACUUUGCAGUUGACGAAGAAGAUGAAAGAGAAAAAGAUAGACAGUUAUCCAGUGCAGAAGAUUCCAAGCACGUGAAACGUAUGCGUUGGGGUACCAGAAGAGAUAAGAAAGGUAAGCCAGCGAUGGGCAGAGCUAAGACCCUUCGUUGGACCAAGAAAAAUUUUCAUAACCCAUUCGCUGAUGAUACGAACCUUGCAGCGGAGGGUCACAGCUCUGAUGACGAUAAUGACGAAAAUUACGAUAAAUCCCAUAGACAACGUGAAACAAGAACAAUUUACUAUAAUCUCCCUCUACCGGAAGAUAUUUUAGACGAAGAUGGUAACUCUACCAUAUACUACCCUCGUAAUAAGAUCAGAACCACUAAAUAUACACCGUUGACUUUUUUCCCAAAGAAUAUCGCAUUCCAAUUUAAAAAUGUCGCUAAUGUAUAUUUUCUUGUCUUGAUUAUCAUGGGUUUCUUCCAAAUUUUUGGUGUCGCAAAUCCAGGUUUGGCUACUGUGCCAUUGAUUGUUAUUGUGGUGCUCACUUCUUUCAAAGAUGCAAUUGAAGAUUCGCGUAGAACUAUAUUGGAUAUGGAAGUGAACAACGCUCCAACACACAUUUUGAAAGGUGUCGAAAACGUUAAUGUGUCCAACGAUAAAGUAUCUUUGUGGAGAAAGUUCAAGAAGGCAAAUACUAGGGUGCUGUUCCGUUUUAUUCAUCUCUGCCAGGAACUCUUUACCGAAGAGGGUAAAAAGCAGCGGGCUCAAAGGAAACGUCAUGAAAUGCAUAAUAAGAUCAGACAAACGCAGACUCCCAGAAAUUCGUUGGAUUCUGUCGGUUCCUAUAGAAACUCUAUGGAGUCUGAAUUCGGUGGAGAUUUGACGGAGCGUGGCAAAGAUGAUUUAUGUCUUCUUGACCCUUCAUUGCCUGUCUUACCAGAUUGUAAAUUUGCCAAAGAUUACUGGAAAAGUGUCAGUGUAGGAGAUAUCGUCAGAGUUCACAAUAAUGAUGAAAUUCCUGCUGAUAUUAUUUUACUUUCUUCAUCGGACUCUGAUGGUGCAUGUUACGUUGAGACCAAGAAUUUAGAUGGUGAAACGAAUUUAAAGGUUCGUCAAUCUUUAAAAUGUUCUCAUAUGAUCAGAAAUUCACGUAACAUAACUAGAACUAAAUUCAAGGUGGAAAGUGAGGGACCACAUAGUAACCUAUACUCGUAUCAAGGUAAUUUGAAAUGGGUUGAUAGAGAAACUGGUCUUGAGAAGAAUGAACCUGUUAACAUCAAUAAUCUAUUAUUACGUGGUUGUACGUUGAGGAAUACAAAAUGGGCUAUGGGUAUUGUAGUGUUCACUGGUCCUGAUACGAAGAUCAUGCUGAAUGCCGGUGUCACUCCAACUAAGGUUUCUAGAAUCUCUAGAGAAUUAAAUCUAUCUGUUUUCAUGAAUUUUGCCCUACUAUUUGUUUUGUGUUUUGCCGCAGGUAUUGUAAACGGUGUUUAUUAUCGAACGGAUAACACUUCUAGAAAUUACUUUGAAUUUGGUAGCAUUGCUGGCUCGGCGGCUGCAAAUGGUGUAGUUUCGUUCUGGGUUGCGCUUAUCUUGUAUCAAUCGGUUGUUCCUAUCUCUUUGUACAUUUCUAUUGAAAUUAUAAAGACCGCGCAAGCGCUAUUCAUUUAUGGUGAUGUCGCUUUGUAUAAUGAGCGUUUGGAUUAUCCAUGCACACCAAAAUCAUGGACUAUUUCAGAUGAUUUGGGUCAAAUUGAGUAUAUAUUUUCCGAUAAGACUGGUACCUUGACUCAAAACGUCAUGGAGUUUAAGAAAUGUACGAUUAAUGGUGUUUCAUAUGGUAGAGCUUAUACAGAAGCUUUGGCUGGUCUUCGUAAAAGACAAGGUAUUGAUGUUGAAGAAGAGGGUGCCCUAGAAAAGGAAGGAAUUGCUCAAGAUAAAGAAAUUAUGUUAGCAAAUUUGAAAAUCUUAGGAGAGAACUCUCAGUUACGCCCAGAAAAUGUGACAUUUGUCAGUAAAGAGUUCGUACAAGAUACCGCUGGUGCUAAUGGAGAAACGCAAAAGAAAUGCAAUGAAAAUUUCAUGUUAGCACUAGCACUUUGUCACACUGUUCUUGUGGAAGAAAACAAAGAUGAUCCAGAAAUUAUGGAUUUCAAGGCUCAAUCUCCAGACGAAGCAGCUCUUGUUGGUACUGCAAGAGACAUGGGUUUCAGCUUUGUUGGUAGAACCAAAAACGGGGUAAUUGUCGAUAUUCAGGGAGUUCAGAAGGAAUACAGAUUACUCAAUGUGUUGGAAUUCAACUCUACUAGAAAGAGAAUGUCAUGCAUUCUAAAAAUUCCAUCUGAAAAUCCAAACGAAGAACCAAGAGCUUUGCUAAUCUGUAAAGGUGCAGACUCGAUCAUCUAUUCCAGACUAAGUAAGAACAAUGAUGAAAAGCUACUAGAAAAGACGGCCUUGCAUUUGGAACAAUAUGCCACAGAAGGUUUAAGAACUCUAUGUAUUGCCCAAAGAGAAUUGUCAUGGAAAGAAUACCAAGAAUGGAACGAAAAACAUGAGAUUGCAGCUGCUGCCCUUGUUGAUCGUGAAGAUGAAAUGGAAAAGGUCGCUGAUGUAAUCGAACGUGAGUUAACUUUGCUAGGUGGUACUGCUAUUGAAGAUCGUUUACAAGAUGGUGUACCAGAUUCCAUUGCCACCUUAGGAGAAGCUGGUAUCAAGUUGUGGGUGUUGACCGGUGAUAAAGUUGAAACUGCUAUCAACAUCGGUUUCUCCUGCAAUCUAUUGAAUAAUGAGAUGGAACUUUUGGUUAUCAAAGCGUCUGGUGAUGACGUGGACAUUUACGGAAGCAAGCCUGCGGAAAUUGUUAAAAACUUAAUUUUGAAAUAUUUGCAGGAGAAGUUCCAGAUGUCAGGCUCCUAUGAGGAACUAGAAGAAGCCAAAAAAGUUCAUGAACCACCGACAGGUAACUUUGGUGUUAUCAUUGAUGGUGACGCUUUGAAGUUAGCUUUGCGUAAUGACGACGUUAAAAGAGAGUUUUUGUUGCUUUGUAAACGUUGUAAAGCGGUUCUCUGUUGCAGAGUUUCUCCAGCUCAAAAGGCUGCAGUGGUUAAACUAGUGAAAAACACCUUAGAUGUCAUGACUCUAGCAAUUGGUGAUGGUUCUAACGAUGUUGCAAUGAUUCAAUCUGCUGAUAUUGGUGUUGGUAUUGCCGGUGAAGAAGGUAGACAAGCUGUCAUGUCGUCGGAUUAUGCUAUCGGUCAAUUCAGAUACCUAACAAGAUUAGUCUUAGUUCAUGGUAGAUGGUCUUACAAGAGAAUGGCGGAGAUGAUUCCAUUAUUUUUCUACAAGAACGUUAUCUUCACGCUUUCAUUGUUUUGGUAUGGUGUUUACAACAACUACGAUGGUUCUUAUUUGUUCGAAUACACAUAUUUGACUUUAUUCAAUUUGGCCUUUACUUCAUUACCAGUGAUCUUCUUAGGUAUCUUGGACCAAGAUGUUAAUGAUAUUGUUUCGAUGGUGGUUCCACAGUUGUAUCGUGUUGGUAUUUUGAGAUCUGAAUGGAAUCAAACCAAGUUCUGGCUUUACAUGUUCGAUGCUAUGUACCAAUCGGUUAUAUGUUUCUUUUUACCAUAUUUGUGUUAUUACAAGACUGGUAUAGUUACUCAGAAUGGGUUCGGUCUUGAUCAUAGAUAUUGGGUUGGUGUUUUUGUUGCCACUAUUGCAGUUGUCUCUUGUAACACAUACGUUUUGUUGCAUCAAUACCGUUGGGAUUGGUUCUCUUCUUUGUUCAUUGCCUUGUCUUGUUUGUGUAUAUUUGCAUGGACAGGGAUUUGGUCAAGUUUCACUUCAUCAGGAGAGUUUUACAAGAGUGCCGCACAUAUCUACGGGCAACCGGUCUUUUGGGCUAUCAUGUUUGCUGGUAUAUUGUUCUGUUUGCUACCAAGAUUUGCUGCUGAUACUUUCUUAAGGACCUACAUGCCAAAGGAUAUCGAUAUUAUCCGUGAAUGUUGGAAACGAGGUGAUUUCGAUCAUUAUCCAGAAGGGUACGAUCCAACCGAUCCAGAUAGACCAAAGGUGAAGAAUGCCUUUGUUUACAAUAAAGACAUAGAAAUGGCUCAAUCUUCUACAGACAGUAUACAGACAGAAGAGAUCCCAAUGGAUGAAUUGUUCAACAGUUCUGCCACGUCACCUCGAAGCUACCCACAUAACCGUCAUCAAAGGUCAUCAGGACGUCCAUCUCUAGAGAUAACAAGAGCAGAGAUGAGAAAUUCAAACCAAUUAGACAACAGAUACUCCGUCGAACGUGCGCGUGUAUCCUUGGAGUUGCCGGGUGUCACUAGAGCCGCGACACUAUUAAGCAGUCAUGACUAA
Messenger RNA from Kluyveromyces lactis, 4731 nucleotides. It is a transcript of the gene DNF1, whose product is annotated as aminophospholipid-translocating P4-type ATPase DNF1. The transcript has a single exon. The record is from RefSeq and is a predicted model, not a curated record. Lineage: Eukaryota; Fungi; Ascomycota; Saccharomycetes; Saccharomycetales; Saccharomycetaceae. Gene Ontology annotation, biological process: phospholipid translocation. Bases 1 to 4731 code for a protein of 1576 amino acids. Gene Ontology annotation, molecular function: ATP binding; ATPase-coupled intramembrane lipid carrier activity; magnesium ion binding. Gene Ontology annotation, cellular component: plasma membrane.